CCGCGAGCCAGGCUGCUGUUGAGUUCUCGGACCCAGACUCGGGAGUGGAGAACUCACCCCGAAGAUUGUCGAGAAAGUGACUACCGUAAUGUCCUCGUUGCAUCUGUCCGGAUGGUGUUCGUGCGGGGGUUGUAACACGUGGACGCACAUUUUGUUUCGAGCUGGAGUCUCACGUAGCCAGGCCAGCCACGAACGAUAGUAUCCGUAUCACGGACUGUGCAUUGUGAGCGGGGAAAACGAGAAUGGUGGAUAGGUGGUCGAGAAUGGGGAGGCUGGGGGCGACGAUGGCGGAGCGAGGAUUAGUGGGGAAGUCGCUGAUCCCCCACGCGAGUCGCGUCGUCGAGAUCCUGCCGCGUGGCAUUGUUGGCGCUGAACCUGAAAGUUCGAACUUACCUCUGAUGGGGCCACGUGUGAUUGAUGGGCGACGUUGUAUGAGUACUCGCUCGGACAAGUUCCACAGAAGUGACUCGACAAUCAGGAGGUAUAAUGAUCGACCUCCUACCAACUUUGGCAUUCGGAUUGUUCCUGAGAAGAGUGCAUUUGUGGUCGAGAGACUGGGAAAGUACACGAAAGUUUUGGAGGCAGGAAUCCAUUUGUUAAUCCCACUUGUUGACCGCAUUGCAUACGUCCACUCCCUCAAGGAGGAGGCGAUUCCCAUUCCCAAUCAAUCGGCCAUCACCAAGGAUAAUGUCAGCAUUACAAUUGAUGGUGUCUUAUAUAUCAAGGUGGUGGAUCCUGUGAAGGCAUCAUAUGGCGUGGAGUAUCCAGAGUAUGCUGUCAUCCAGCUCGCUCAGACGACUAUGCGUAGCGAACUUGGCAAGAUCACACUGGACAAGACUUUUGAAGAAAGGGACACGCUGAACGAGAAUAUUGUGAGAGCAAUUAAUGAGGCAUCGGCAUCAUGGGGUCUUCAGUGCAUGCGCUAUGAAAUCAAGGAUAUCUCACCACCACCUGGAAUCUCGCCAGAUCGACGGCCCAAAUAGGCCGCCAGUUCUUCAAUAAUCUGGCGGGCCUACCGGACCCGGUUGAUUUUUUUUUGGGGCCGAGAGGCUUCCACGAC
Chara braunii is the source of this 1060-nucleotide messenger RNA. Lineage: Eukaryota; Viridiplantae; Streptophyta; Charophyceae; Charales; Characeae. The record is from the annotation of a GenBank genome assembly.